UGAUGAAUCUGGAGAAAAGCCUGAUGUCUGUAUCAUCGAAUUGGGUGGUACUGUAGGUGACAUUGAAUCUGCCCCCUUUGUUGAAGCCAUGCGUCAGUUCCAAUUCCGUGUUGGCCAUGAAAACUUUUGUUUGAUUCAUGUUUCAUUGGUGCCUGUGGUGGGUUCUGUGGGUGAACAAAAGACCAAGCCUACUCAAAUGAGUGUUCGUGAUCUUCGUGGUGCUGGUCUCACGCCUGAUUUGAUUGCCUGUCGUUCUUCCAAGAUUCUCGAUCCUAGUGUUGCUUCCAAGAUCUCUAUGUUCUGUCAUGUUGCUCCUGAGCAGGUGUUAGCUGUCCAUGAUGUGUCUUCUGUUUACCAUGUCCCUAUUUUGAUGCGUGACGCUGGUAUCAUUGACUUUUUCCGUCGCCGUCUUAAUUUGGAUGCUCUUAAGGUCAGCGAUGAAUGUCGUUUGGCUGGUGAAGCCUUAUGGGCCAAAUGGACUACUUUGGCUGGCAGCUACGAACACAUUCAUGAAAAUGUCACGAUUGCUCUUGUCGGUAAAUACACUGAUCUCCACGACUCGUAUAUCUCUGUCUACAAGGCUCUUGAACAUGCUGCUCUUGCCUGUAAGCGCAAGAUUGUGAUCAAGUGGAUUGAAGCCACUGAUUUAGAGUCUGAAGCACUCAAGACGGAUCCUAUCAAGUUCCAUGAAUCAUGGCAAGACCUGUGCUCUGCCGAUGGUAUCUUGGUCCCCGGCGGUUUCGGUGGUCGUGGUAUUGAAGGUAUGAUCAUGGCUGCUAAAUGGGCUCGUGAAAACAAGAUUCCUUACUUGGGUAUCUGUCUCGGUAUGCAAAUUGCCGUCAUUGAAUUUGCUCGUAACGUGUGUGGCAUGAUCGAUGCUGAUUCUGCUGAAAUGAACCCUGAUACACCUACGCCUGUGGUUGUCUAUAUGCCUGAAAUCUCCAAGACACAUAUGGGUGGUACCAUGCGUCUUGGUCUUCGUCCUACUGUGUUCCAAAAGGAUACUGAAAACUCCCGUGUCCGUAAAUUGUAUGGUGGUAAGCCCUCCAUUGAUGAACGUCAUCGUCACCGUUAUGAAGUCAACCCUGAACUUGUCGAUAAGAUUGAAACCAAGGGUCUCAAGUUUAUUGGUAAAGACGAAACUGGUCAACGUAUGGAAAUUGUUGAACUAGACGAUCACCCUUACUUUGUCGGUUCUCAAUACCACCCUGAAUACCUCACUCGUCCCUUGAACCCCAGUCCUCUCUUUAAGGGUCUUAUUUUGGCUGCUAUUGGUCAACUCGACGCUUCCUUGUAAAUAUUAUUAGAAGAAUCCAUAUGUUAAUUAUUAUAGAAUU
This is a messenger RNA of Gilbertella persicaria, 1337 nucleotides long. Its product is annotated as class I glutamine amidotransferase-like protein. Bases 89 to 1297 code for a protein of 402 amino acids. The record is from RefSeq and is a predicted model, not a curated record. The transcript has a single exon. NCBI's taxonomy places the organism in Eukaryota, Fungi, Mucoromycota, Mucoromycetes, Mucorales, Choanephoraceae. Gene Ontology annotation, cellular component: cytoophidium; cytoplasm. Gene Ontology annotation, molecular function: identical protein binding; CTP synthase activity. Gene Ontology annotation, biological process: CTP biosynthetic process; pyrimidine nucleobase biosynthetic process.